Molecule: messenger RNA, 1158 nt
Organism: [Torrubiella] hemipterigena
Lineage: Eukaryota; Fungi; Ascomycota; Sordariomycetes; Hypocreales; Clavicipitaceae
Source: the annotation of a GenBank genome assembly
AUGGCGACCUCGACUAUGAAUCAAGCACUUGAGCUGAAACAGAUAGCAAAGGAUACCUUUGUCAAUGUACAUCAGCCAUGGCUACCACAUCGUGCCCGCGGCAUCUACGGCGGUGUCCUAAUUGCGCAGAGUUUAGCUGCAGCGUCUCGAACCGUCCCCAAGCCUGAACUCGUUCAGUCGAUGCACUGCACUUUUAUAGUAGGCGGAAAGCCCGAUGUGCCCCUAUCAUACCACGUAUCUCGACUUCAGGAAGAUCGCCAUGCGCAUGUGAGGCAGGUAGCGGCUCAGCAAAAUGGCAGAGUAGUGUUUCUUGCCAUGGUGAGGUUCCGCGCGCAAACGGAUCGCGCAGUCUCUGGGAUGGUUAGGAUAAUCAAGCCUAUACCAAGGCCAGAGUUUCCAGUCGCAGACAUUAUGUCUGGAGGCAAUGCUACUCCUUGUCCAUUUGUUUGUACAAGAAUCAAGCGAACUUCCCUGGGCGAAGCAUACAAGAAGAGCACGACGCAGUGGGCCAAGACACGGCAUGCCUUGGGCCAUGAUGCAAAACCAGAAGCCCACGCUGCUGCUCUCGCAUACAUGACGGACAAUUAUUUUCUAUGUACCGUACCACGGGUGCAUGAUCUCAACGACGGCAUAGACCCUGAGGAAGAGCUAGAUGGUCCCAGGCCAGACGACACGAGGCGGCGCGUGCAAAUGAUGCUAUCUCUAGACCACUCCAUCUACUUUCACGCUUCGCCUACGGCAUAUUGCGCCGAUGACUGGCUCCUUAUGGAAAUGGAGAGCCCGUGGGCAGGGGAUGGGAGGGCUUUAGUCCAACAGCACGUGUACAGCCAGAGCGGCCUGUUGCUGGCUACAUGCAUGCAAGAGGGAUUGAUCCGUAUGGAGAAGGCAGAUAUAAAGUUAUAGAACUCGCUGUCCAUACAAUUUGCUAUGCAGGGCUCUGGAAGGCUAGACUAGGCUCUGCGUAGUCGGGCCACAAUGGCAAAAUGUUUCCUCAUCAGGCUCUACAAGGCUAGAUACUAGUCACAUGGCGCCUGGUCCAAGCGUAUAUAGUUGAUCAGAUAUAAUUGGAGAAAACGAAAUCAACACACACUAUUUGCUGGAAACAUGUACUCAACGGUUCUCAUUGCCAUCCGCGCUCCGUGAUCAAGGAAGAUAAUA